UCUUCUUUUCUUAUUGAUAGUGUGCAAGAAAAUCUUCCUCCAGUUCUGGAUUCUAAGGCCGAGCAGCCACCUCUCUUUGAUGGAACUAUCAGGCUGUAUACUUGUUACACGUGUCCAUUUGCUCAACGAGUGUGGAUCACCAGAAACUAUAAGGGAUUACAAGACAAGAUUAAGUUAGUUCCAUUAAACCUUGAAGACAGGCCUGCUUGGUAUGCAGAGAACGUUUACCAUGUUAACAAGGUUCCAGCACUGGAGCACAACGGCAAAAUCAUUGGAGAGAGUAUUGACUUGAUUAAAUAUGUGGACAGCAACUUUGAAGGACCUUCUCUUUUCCCUGAUGAUCCUGAAAAAAAGAAGUUUGGUGAAGAAUUGUUAUCCUACACUGAUACAUUCAACAAGGAUGUGUAUGCUUCAUUCAAAGGAGACCCUGUAAAACAAGCUGGUGCCGCUUUCGAUUACUUGGAAAAUGCUCUUAAGAAAUUUGAUGAUGGCCCAUUCUUCCUUGGUCAGUUUAGUUUGGCGGAUAUAGCCUAUAUUACAUUUGUUGAAAGGUUCCAGAUCUUCUUAUCAGAAGUACACAAGUAUGACAUUACAGAGGGUAGGCCAAAACUAGCAGCAUGGAUCGAGGAGCUGAACAAGAUUGAUGCCUACAAGCAGACAAAAACAGAUCCAAAAGAGCUGGUGGAAUUUUCCAAGAAGCGCUUCCAGGGAAAAAGAUUCUCAUCAAGUUUCAAGCUUUUGUCCUUAAUCAAAUUUGGAGUUGGAGUUUUCAUCAAGUUUCAAGCUUUUGUCCCUAAUCAAAUUUGGAGUUGGAGUUUUCCAUUUACCAAUUUUCGUCAUGACAAAUCUUACGAAACUUGAAUUUGUGGCUCUUGA
This is a messenger RNA of Pistacia vera, 876 nucleotides long. Its product is annotated as glutathione S-transferase L3-like. The transcript has 10 exons. The annotation marks the transcript as partial. The record is from RefSeq and is a predicted model, not a curated record. Lineage: Eukaryota; Viridiplantae; Streptophyta; Magnoliopsida; Sapindales; Anacardiaceae. Gene Ontology annotation, molecular function: glutathione transferase activity.